Molecule: messenger RNA, 3070 nt
Organism: Gadus chalcogrammus (walleye pollock)
Lineage: Eukaryota; Metazoa; Chordata; Actinopteri; Gadiformes; Gadidae
Product: kelch repeat and BTB domain-containing protein 11-like
Exons: 1
Coding region: 147-1400 (417 amino acids)
Molecular function (GO): protein binding
Source: RefSeq, a predicted model, not a curated record
GAGUCUGCGUGUGUAGCGGGAGAUGGAACCGCGCGUGGACCGCGUCAGAGCGAACAGAGUCCGGCGGGGAGCGUGAGGCGUUGAAGGGAGGGAGGACCGGGGCGUAUCGGUCACACUCUGGGCUCAUUCUGCUCCCUGAAGCACGCAUGUUGGUGAGCAGCGACCGGGUCCCGGGGGGGACUCUCCCCGCCCCGCAGAACCCCGCAGAACUGGACGAGCUGUCGCCCCUUACGUCGGAGAACUGCUACGAGCGACUGGCUCUGGCCAAGAGGCAGGGCCUGGUGGACCUGAAGGAGCGCUGCUACGCCUUCAUGAGCGACCACUUCCUGGCGGUGCUGCGGACCCCCACGGUGUACGGGCGCCUCACGGCGGGGGAGCGGGAGCACGUGCUGGCGCGGCGCCUGGGCGGCAAGAGGCUGCUGGCCGUGGCGGAGGUCGACGAGGCGCAGGACAGGGUGCUGGGGGGCGGCAGCAGACCCCCCAGCCGGGACAGCAGCCGACCCCAGAGCCCCCUGGACCCCCAGAGCCCCCUGGAGCCCCAGAGCCCCCCGGGGUCGAGCCCGUCCCCGGAGGACCCGCCGCAACACCGACGUCACAUUUUCUGCUACGAGGAGCAGACAAAGGAGUGGCGCGCGCUGACCGCGCUGCCGGAGCAGGUGAGCACGCGCGGCGCGGGCAUGUGCACGCUCUACAACUACCUGUUCGUGGCGGGGGGGCUGGUCAGGGGGGGCGGCGGCAGCAGGGCGUCGGACCGCGUCUUCUGCUACAACCCGCUGACAGACGCCUGGAGUGAGGCACGCCCCCUGACGCAGGCGCGCGCUCAGCUUAAGCUCGUAGCCGUGGACGGCCACCUGUUCGCGGUGGGCGGAGAGUGCCUGUUCACGGUGGAGCGCUACGAUCCGCGCGUGGACCGCUGGACCCCCGUGGCGGCGCUGCCCAGAGGCGCGUUCGCGGUGGCGCACGAGGCGACUGCGUGCGGGGGGGACCUGUUCGUGUCCGGCGGCUCGCUCUUCUACCGCCUGCUGCGCCUCGACGCGCGGCGCGGUGAGUGGGAGGAGUGCGCCUUCAACGACAGCCGGAAGAAGUCAACGGACAUGGUGGCGCACGGGAGCUCCAUUUACCGCUUCGACGUAAACCGCGCGCACAGCAGCGUGAACGUUUGCAAGUACAACACGGUGGUGAGGGCGUGGCAUGACGGCGCGUCCCAUGCGCUCGAAGCCGCGCAGCCGUUCCGCUGCGCCGUGCUGGGGGACCGCAUCUUCUGCGUCAACAGGUCCCACGUGCUGCAGUUCGAGGUGGGCGGGGGCCGGGAGCGCUUCCUCCCGGAGGUCCUCGAGACCCCGGCCGGAGCCCGCGGGGCGCUGGUCCCCUUCGUCCUCUCUCUCGGCCAAUCAGACUGAACCGCCACGCAGCACCGAUAGAACCGACUAUAAAACACCGUACUCGGUCCAGUAGGACUGAUUCAGUGGUCUGAAGGUCUCAAUGCUUAAUAGGGAACUUUAUAACUGUUCCUUGACUUGAGUACGCAUGCUCAGUCAAUGGGCGAAGGGAAUCUUCCACAGUGCCGUGUAGGCACCGUGUAGGCACACAAGGCACUGCUGCACUAUGACCCUCCAUGACGUCUAGACUGUUUGACUUUAUGAAUGUUUCUGCUGCUUCGUGUUCUCUGGAGUUGGACUUCUCUGGUGCUGUCCCUGUAACACUAAUCCCCCUAUCACUAACCCCCUACCCCUAUAUCAGUUACCCCCCUAUCACUCACCUCCCCUAUUACUAAUCCCCCCCUACCCUUAACCCCCCAAUAACUAACCCCCCUAACCUUAACCACAAUAUCACUAACCCCCCAUCAUACGUAACACAAACCCCAGCUGUCGUGUUGUCGACUUCGGGUUUUUUGGCGGGAUGCUACACGCUAACCACGAGCCAAGCCUGUGCUUGCUAGCUAACAUUAUCUUAGAAGUGGUAACGGUUUGGUUCCUUUGGUUCGGAUCAGCGUGUCCUGAUCACCUUCUCUAGUGCAUCCUGGGAAAUACGCACCGGAAAAGUCCUGCUCCUGUUAAUGUGGCCAAACACGAAAAGGGGCGGGUUCUAACACAGCUCCGCCCUCUCUCUCUUCCGAGGUUCCCUAUUGGUUGAUUAUGACCAGAAGCGUUCCUGUUUGUUUGAAUGUCUAAACUUCUUAUCUUUCUACGACUAACGUGCUAACUCUUCUACUCUUCUUCAGCGAGGCCUUUGAGCGAGGGAAUGUCGUUUAGCGUUCGCCAAUGUAGCCUGGAAAUAAAAAAAACACUUUACUGGAAACAUCCGCUGUGUUUACUACUUUGGUGUUUUGUUUGAACCCCAGGCGGUGAGCUACGUUUCCAUGGAGACGGACCGCCCGGGGUUUAUUUCCAUGGAGAUGCAGCAGGACUCAGCAUGUCUGUUUAUGUGUGUAACGUCCUUGGCUGCAGAAACCGGCUGAACAGUGAAAACUCUCCGAUCCGGUCGAACCACAGCCUCACCGCAGUCCUAGACCCAGAGAAAGGGCUUCUACAUUUUUGUUCUGAGAUAUGAAGGUCCGUUGGUCUCUGACACGACCAGCUGGGUGAGAGUUAAGGUGGCUGUGUCUCCACGGGACGCGUUCGCGGCCGAUAAGGAGACUGCAUACUGCGUCUUUAAAGAAUUCGAACAACCCUCAGAAAAUGUACAAACUAGAAGAAAAUCAUCAGAUGAAGACAGUUUUUAGUGCCUUGUUUUUUGAAUAUUUUUAUCUUUAGUUUUUUUUAUAUUUGGAUUAAUUACCAAGUUGAUAAUUUUUUAUGUUCAAUUUCGUAAGAAGACCCUAACUACAGAAUCUAAGGGUGUAGUUCAGUAACAUUGAGGCAACAGAGCCAUCUUCUGGUGGUUAUAAAAAAAAGCAACAUCUAUUUGAGAGGUUUAUCACACAUAUUUCACUUUAUCACAUGAAACUGUCUAGAUCUGAAUAUCAUAUCAAAUUAUUUAUAUAUUUUGAUUUCAUGCCCUGUUGAUAAAGGGAAGCGUAGGUCUACAUUAAAUCACACGCAACGGUUCUAAUUUGCUGAGAAAUGACACC